Molecule: messenger RNA, 534 nt
Organism: Cherax quadricarinatus
Lineage: Eukaryota; Metazoa; Arthropoda; Malacostraca; Decapoda; Parastacidae
Source: RefSeq, a predicted model, not a curated record
CGGGUGGUAACUAUCGCCAGCGGCCUAGGCAGGAUGGCUGUGCCUAUGAGGGCUCCUUACGUCGUCUCCAAGUAUGCUGUGGAAGGCCUCUGUGAUUGUCUCAGGUACGAGAUGAGGUCCUGGGGGGUCAAGGUGUCCAUCAUCGAACCUGGAAACUUUAUUGCUGGUACAUCUAUCUUCAGCGAGACGUCCAUCAAUGAUGCUGCCAAGACAAUGUGGGAAACCAUGAGUGAUGAUGUGAGAUCUGACUACGGCAGAGAACAUUUUGAAGCUAGAGUGAACCUCAUGAAGAAGUAUGCCAAGAUUGGGAGACGGGCAGAAGAUGCGUCUACGAAGACAGAACCAUCGUCAACCCAACAUAAUGCAGGCAACAGACAGCUAUUAGACCACAAUGUCCAUAGCUUCCAAACACACGUCAGGCUACAAAUAAGUAUAAGACGGCGACACCUGGUGAUAAUUUCAGGGUCCACCUUGUUUGCAGUGCUUGCAACAUCACCUGCAAUAUCCUACAUCCGCGAGCAUCACAUUUGGUAG